CUUAUAUAGCAAACCUCAGCAAAAGCAGCCUUUUUGAGGUUCAUUUAUUGGAUACGCAGAGCCCCGCAGAGUAACAGGAACUGAUGUCGUUCUUUGUUCGAGCAGUGUACGAUUUCACGAGCCAAGAGACCAGCGGGCUGUCGUUUAGUCGUGGCGACGUAAUCGAAGUGCUUGCGCGGCUGGAGUCGGGGUGGUGGAACGGAGUCAGCGGCGAGAACCGCGGAUGGUUCCCGUCAAACUACGUCGAGCUCCUGUCGCCUGAGCAGGUGCAGGUCCUGCUGCAGCAACGAAUGCUCAUGCAGCCAACAGCAACAGCAACAGCAGCAACAGCAGCAGCAGCAGCAGCAGCAGCAACAGCAGCAGCAACAGCAGCAACAGGAAGUGGUGGAAGAGCAGGCUGUGGUGCCAACGUCUCCAGGUACGAGCAACGCUUUGCGGGCUCAGCACGACGGGGCGGCGCCGGUCGAGGUGGGGGCAAUCCAGGGCAUGGACCAUUCGCUACUGACAGCGGCAGCUAACGAGAGUAUCUACCGGCGUGGAUCUAUUGCGAUUGUAGAUGGCUCGCCAGGCGUGGCAUCAGCGGUGCCGCCGAGGCUGCGCAUGAACCGGCGCGCCUCGAUUCCGUACAACCCCAUUGCCGAGGACAACGAGCCAAGUGAGCCAGUGCAAAGUACCAGCAGCGGAGCCGUGGUGGCGACGCAGCAGGCAGCAAGCGUGGCAGGCAGCGGCCACAGCCUCAAGACACCGCAGGUGAGCGGCGACGCGGAGCCGCGCAUGGCGCAGUGGGAGAGCCGCAUGACGAUGGACGGGCGGACGUACUACUGCAAUAUCUUCACCGACAGAACCGCGUGGACGGUGGACGACGAUGGAGCGGCAGCGGAUGCAGACCGGCGGAGUCCGGCGCUGGAGCUGAUCGGCGACGAGAUCACGCUGGUGCAUGUGUCGACUGCUGAUGGGGCAGGCACGCGAGGGCGGCGGGCGCUCGCACCAGCGCUCGCUGUCGCACCGCAGCGGCCAGGGGCUGGCGGCGGGCGGCGGCGCCUGGGAGCAGCUGUCUGCAGGCGUCUCGGCGGCGGCCUUCAAUCUGGCGGCAGCGGUGGGCGCGGGCGCCAAACACGAGUUCUUGCCGCUGGUGGCCCAGGCAGUGGCAGCAGUCAAGCGGCUUCUGCUGGCAUCGGCGGGUGGGCCGGCGCACGACGGGCCGGCGUUCCGCACGCACCGGCUGCUGCGCGAGCACCACCGCGCCAUCACUCACGGCGUCUGCGCGCUGACGCUGUCGGCCAAGGUGGCCGCCACAGUGUGGCCGCCGCCCGAUGCCGCCGAUGCCGUCCAUGCCGACGUUGCCGGGCUGGUGCGCGCAGUGCGCCGGUUCAUCGUCGAGGCCGAGAGCGCUGGGAUCCCUCUGCGCGCACCGGCGGCGGCCGACGAACAGAUUGACUUUUUGCCGGGCAUUGCGCCGGAGGCUGCCGGGCGUCUGCGCGGACUGUCCGUGACACAGACGGGCGCAGCGCCAGGCCACGGACGUCGGGCUAGCACGGUGGUGCGUGACGAGCACACGGGUGCUACUACACUGGUUAAGGACCGCACCGACGGCUCUGUGGGUGAACCGGUAGCGGCCAGCUCACUGUUCGGCAGGGACGAGACAGGCAUCCGCCAGCGGCUGCGCCAGCACCUGGCCGAGCAUCCACCAGCGCAACCACAGCCGCGCGACGUAUGCAGGAGCGCUGGACGACGGCAGCGCGUCGGCACUGGACGGCGCAUCGGCGACAGCUGAUG
Messenger RNA from Linderina pennispora, 1776 nucleotides. RefSeq lists its product as uncharacterized. The record is from RefSeq and is a predicted model, not a curated record. The coding region runs from base 487 to 1437 and encodes 316 amino acids. Gene Ontology annotation, molecular function: protein binding. NCBI's taxonomy places the organism in Eukaryota, Fungi, Kickxellomycota, Kickxellomycetes, Kickxellales, Kickxellaceae. The transcript has a single exon.